This is a messenger RNA of Cryptotermes secundus, 751 nucleotides long. Its product is annotated as oligosaccharyltransferase complex subunit ostc-B. Gene Ontology annotation, cellular component: oligosaccharyltransferase complex. NCBI's taxonomy places the organism in Eukaryota, Metazoa, Arthropoda, Insecta, Blattodea, Kalotermitidae. The record is from RefSeq and is a predicted model, not a curated record. The transcript is spliced from 4 exons.
GCAUAUUUCUGAACGCUUCUACGUUAAAUUUUUAGAGUGUAUGUGUUUUGUUUUUCAAACGCAUAGCCAACCGGAGACACGUAUCAGAUAGUGGUGUACCGAUUGUGUAGUAAAUAAUGGAUAUUCUAUACAGAAUACCAUUUAAUGUGCUGGAAGUACCAAAUUUAAAGAUAAAAAGGCCGUCAUGGUUUCAUCAACCUUCUGCUAUGGUUAUGUUUUCUCUUGUAUUACUGUCAUACUUCUUGGUAACAGGCGGAAUUAUCUAUGAUGUAAUUGUAGAACCACCUAGUGUUGGUUCAACAACAGAUNAUGUAAUGUAAUUCAGUCAUCUACACUGUGCUGAGUCUGUGGCAUUUAUGCCAUAUCGAGUGAAUGGGCAAUAUAUAAUGGAAGGUUUGGCAUCAAGCUUCUUGUUCACCAUGGGUGGGCUUGGCUUUGUUGUCCUGGAUCAUACUCACAGUCCGUCAACACCAAAACUGAAUCGAAUAUUACUCAUAUCUGUGGGAUUUCUCUGUAUCCUAGUCUCAUUCUUUACCUGUUGGAUAUUCAUGCGGAUGAAGUUGCCGGGCUACCUCCAGUCAUGAACAGGCAGCAAAUUUGCAUGAAUGAACGAACCAAAAUGAAACUUAUCACAUGUGGCUGACUUUACAUUUUCUACAUGAUACAUUAUCUGCAUUGUCUUCAUUGCAUUGCAUGAAUGGUUUGUUAAUAUGGGUAAAUGGGAAUUUUAAAAUAAAGUUUUAAAAAUCAA